Molecule: messenger RNA, 2151 nt
Organism: Eubalaena glacialis (North Atlantic right whale)
Lineage: Eukaryota; Metazoa; Chordata; Mammalia; Artiodactyla; Balaenidae
Gene: BTF3L4
Product: basic transcription factor 3 like 4
Exons: 6
Coding region: 109-585 (158 amino acids)
Source: RefSeq, a predicted model, not a curated record
CGCCGCCGCGGCCGCCUUCGUCUUUCUCUGUCUCGACUGAGGCAGCCAUCUUGCUCUUGCCGCGUGCUGGUGUUGGAGGAUCCUCCUUGCUUCAGAUUUACCAACAGCAUGAAUCAAGAAAAGUUAGCCAAACUUCAGGCUCAGGUCCGGAUAGGGGGCAAGGGUACAGCUCGCAGAAAGAAGAAGGUGGUACAUAGAACAGCUACAGCUGAUGACAAAAAACUUCAGAGUUCUCUAAAAAAACUGGCUGUGAAUAAUAUAGCUGGUAUUGAAGAGGUGAACAUGAUUAAAGAUGAUGGGACAGUUAUUCAUUUCAACAAUCCCAAAGUCCAAGCUUCCCUUUCUGCUAACACCUUUGCGAUUACUGGCCAUGCAGAAGCCAAACCAAUCACAGAAAUGCUUCCUGGAAUAUUAAGUCAGCUUGGUGCUGACAGCUUAACAAGUCUUAGGAAGUUAGCUGAACAGUUCCCUCGGCAAGUGUUGGAUAGCAAAACACCAAAACCAGAAGACAUUGAUGAGGAGGAUGAUGAUGUUCCAGAUCUCGUAGAAAAUUUUGAUGAGGCAUCAAAGAAUGAAGCUAACUAAAAUUUUUUCUGGUUUUUGGAAGCUGGCAUGGACUAGAUUUAACAAAUCAGCUAUGUGGUUCCAAAGUUUUACAGACAUGGAGAACAUCAGCUGUUACUAGUUCAGUAAUAUAAAUAUUUUGUAUAUUAAUAAUGCUGUUUGUUCAGCAUUUUUCAAUCAUUUGAUUUUGCAUUUUGCACUUCCUCCCAGGAUCUAUUCUUUUGGUCAAAAUACGAAGUGUUGGUGCAGUUUGAGGGUGUUUUGGGUUUUGAUUCUUGGUUUUUUUGUUUUGUUUUUUGUUGGGGUAUUUUUAGUGUGUGUAUGUGUAUGUAUGCGUGUGGGUAUGUGUGUAUACAGUGGAGAGCAAAUUGGAAAACAGUUUUAUUUAUCCUCCUCCUUACCCCAGUAGAAAUAAAACAAAUCUUUACAUUUGUUACUUUUUAUUUUUUCUAAUGAUGCACAGAAUUAAUGAAAAGUGAGUAUCUUGGAUUUCAAAUCUGAGGAGAUUUUACCCUUGGAGGUUUGGUUUUAAUUUGCUUCGUUAACAUAUUUCUCAUACAUUUUUCUGGGUUUAAAAUGUCUUGAGAUAUUUUGUCACCAGCUUCAUGCUGGCAUAAUGGGUAGCAUAUCUUUGGUGCAGUUGCCUUAGAUUCACUUACCUAGUUAGACCCAGAGGAAUUUCUUCUACUAGAUUUUGUCCUAAAUGCCUUGUUUUCUCCCCUUUUGGUCUCUAAAUGGCCUGGUUAGCCUUUAGUAAUGCUCUUCCUCAUCUUCCAUCUAGCCUGAGAAGAAUGUUCUCCAUAUAGAGUUAAGCGAGUGCCUAAUCCCUCUUUUUGUAAGAUUGUUCCCACGUCUUGAGGAACAACAGCUCCAUCUUCAACUUCUUAUUCCUUUGAUUUUACAGUUUGGUAGAUUUCAAACUGGAAUAGCUAGCAUGUGCUUGCUAAAUAAUUUUAUGCCAGCCUUAUCCUGUAUCCUAGCUGUUCUUAAUAGCAGGUGCAAAAAUGCCUCUUUUUCAGCAAGGUUGAAAUUGGGAAUGUCCUUUUGAAUCAGAAAAAAUGGGCCAUAGACUCAUUCCCCAGCACAAAUGGGCAUUCUAUGAAAUGGUACUGGCCCCAGGAGGAUUUCUUCAACCACUCCUCUACUCUUGGCCUUGAACCUACCUCUGGAUUGGAUCUUACUAUUGUAGCUGCUCAUAGCAUCCUCCUGCAUGCUUAGAGUAAUGCUUUGGGGGAACACUGGUAAAACACAGUAUUUAUUUUUUCACCUCCUUUCAGAAGACUUGGAGGUAAGUUGCAUUCAUUCAUUGACGCUUCCCUCUUGCCGUCCGAUGAUAAAAGCUUGCACUUUGUUAUAUCAGCAUUUGUUAUAGCCAAUAUUUAAGGAUAAGAUUUAGAAAGUCUAUCAUGGCCCAUCAUCAAACUAUGGCUUAACCUUGCAGCAUAUCAACUUUUGUUUCAAGCUAGAUAUCUUUAUUUGAUAUCUCUAGUGCAAGACCAACAUAUCAAGAGAUCUAUAGACACGAAGGCAAAGGUCUUGUGUUUUUUUCCAUCCAGACACCUCAAUUUAUUUUAUACAUUUGUUGAU